AUGUCUCGAGGGCACUUCGGCUUAACAAGGCUCAGCUCAGGUCAGGUCACUAAGGUCAGGUCAAGUAAACUACAUGUACUAGGAGCAACUUACAUACCUGGUGUAAACUACUGUAUGAGGAAGGAAAAAGCUAUUGAGCCUAUUGGAUAUUCAUAUCCUGGCUUCGGGUGUGCUGAUAAUGAUGAUGAUUGCUGUGCCGCUGUGCCGCUCGCUGGGCCUAUCGACCUACCCGGUCCUACCCUACCUACUGUAUCUACUAGGUACCUCACUGUACUGCACAUGAGGCAGUCGCCGAGAAAGCUGCAGCAGUGCAACAGCAUCAUUAUCAUCAAUAUUUUAAUCUACAGAGCAACUGUAAGGUACACACAGGAGUGUGUGAUUGAAAGGGAACGCCUAUCCGGAGGACCUAGGAUAGACUUCGAUUCCUACGCCCUCUUACGUAUACCGAUCGCUUUACUAGAUAUUAAUCCUAUUUGUCCUAUUGCUAGCUAUACUGCUACUACCUACUACUACCUAGUAGUCGCUAUAGCAGAAGAUUUCGUCCCGGCUACCCCUAUCCCUACUAGUAGCGGCACUACUACUACUACUACUCCUACCGCUAUACGUCCUAGAGACGUAAUAGCUAAUCCUAUACCUAUCCCAAAUAUAGUAUUAAGUAUAGUAUUGAUAUAUAUACUAAUAGAGGACAUAUAUAGGCGAUCGGCUAAGAUUACGGUACGAACUCUAUCGAGUAUAUCUCCGCUAAGGCUACCUUCUCGUAGCAGACGCGUAACUACAAGCGUACUAUCCUUAACAAUUGUAUUUACUGUUCCCGUAUAG
Sphaerulina musiva SO2202 is the source of this 819-nucleotide messenger RNA. RefSeq lists its product as uncharacterized. The record is from RefSeq and is a predicted model, not a curated record. NCBI's taxonomy places the organism in Eukaryota, Fungi, Ascomycota, Dothideomycetes, Mycosphaerellales, Mycosphaerellaceae. Bases 1 to 819 code for a protein of 272 amino acids. The transcript has 10 exons.